CUACCCUUUGGGGGUGAAGAGGAGCCACGGGAGACUUGGAAAGUUCAUGGUUCAACCCCAUGGAUCUCCAGGACUAAAUGGUUAAUUGGCCACGUAGCGACCGAGCCCAGAACCCAAAAUGAAUAAUUCAACGUCCUUGAACUCCACCGAUGAUGGGCUGGUUCUGGGGAGCCCCUAUAAAACCGUGGAAGUGGUGUUCAUCGUUCUGGUCGCCGGAUCCCUGAGCCUGGUCACCAUCAUCGGGAACAUCCUGGUCAUGGUCUCCAUCAAAGUCAACCGGCACCUCCAGACGGUCAACAACUACUUCCUGUUCAGCUUGGCCUGCGCGGACCUCAUCAUCGGCGUCUUCUCCAUGAACCUGUACACGCUGUACACUGUGAUCGGUUACUGGCCCCUGGGGGCCGUAGUGUGUGACCUGUGGUUGGCCUUGGACUACGUGGCCAGUAACGCUUCCGUCAUGAACCUGCUCAUCAUCAGCUUCGACCGGUACUUCUGCGUCACCAAGCCGCUGACCUAUCCAGUCCGGCGCACGACCAAGAUGGCAGGCAUGAUGAUCGCGGCGGCCUGGGUGCUUUCCUUCAUCCUGUGGGCCCCCGCCAUCUUGUUCUGGCAGUUCAUCGUCGGGGUGCGGACUGUCAAAGAAGGAGAGUGCUACAUCCAGUUCUUUUCCAACGCCGCCGUGACCUUCGGCACGGCCAUAGCCGCCUUCUACCUGCCCGUCAUCAUCAUGACGGUCCUGUACUGGCACAUAUCCCGGGCCAGCAAGAGCAGGAUCAAAAAGGACAAGAAAGAGCCGGUGGCCAAUCAGGAUCCGGUCUCUCCCAGCCUGGUCCAGGGGAGGAUAGUGAAGCCCAGCAACAAUAACCUGCCCACCGGAGAUGACAGGCUGGACCAUGGCAAAGUGCAGAACGGCAAGGCCACUGGGGAGGCCAGCCUGGAAGAUUGCAUCCCGGGGGAAGAGAAAGAGAGCUCCAAUGACUCCACCUCGGUCAGCGUUGUCGCUUCCAACAUGAGGGAGGAAGAAGUCGGCAGAGAGACCGGACAGGGGGCCGCCUCCCAGGGACGCUCCAAAGCGGACAACUCCCAGUUCAAGGGCAUCCGCAUAGUGACCAAGACUGAGAAGGGCGACUGCUGUGCCCCCAUCCACGUUUCGGCGGAGGUCGCGGGGGCCCAGGGCCAGAACGGGAACGACAGGCAGAACGUAGUGGCCCGCAAGAUUGUCAAGAUGACCAAGCAGCCGGCCAAGAAGAAACCGCCCCCUUCCAGAGAAAAGAAAGUGACGAGGACUAUCCUGGCCAUUCUCUUGGCCUUCAUCAUGACCUGGACCCCGUACAAUGUCAUGGUGCUCAUCAAUACCUUCUGCGCCACCUGCAUCCCCAACACGGUCUGGACGAUAGGCUACUGGCUCUGUUAUAUCAACAGCACCAUCAACCCCGCUUGCUAUGCCCUGUGUAACGCCACCUUCAAGAAGACCUUCAAACACCUCCUUUUGUGUCACUACAAGAACAUAGGAGCCACGAGGUAAAGGGUGACAAGGGAAAGAGCUUGGAAAAAACAAAAAGGGGGAGGGACAGGGAAGGGGUGGAGGAGAAGGGAAGGACAGAUUCCCAGUUUUAAAAACUCUGCCACAGCACUUUACGCUCUUCAUACGGAACGGGCGGUCCCAACGUCCGAUGGAGAAAUUCACUGGGGGCCGGCUCUCUCUGCCAUCGCUGGAGGACUCCCCUUUAACUUCCUUUUCGGUCUGGGAUCGGACCGGGACUGAGAAGAUUGUUGGGAGGAUAGGAGCCGGUGGUCGGCUUGGACUUGACGUACUGAUCAUACUACUGUGAGGAAGGGCUUUCUGACUCUCCAGUUGUGUCCGUUCCUGUACAAUAACAAUACCCCCACCUCUCCCCAGUUUGGGUUUUUUUUUUUUUGGUUUAUUACUAAGCGUUCGUCUGAAAAACAUAUAUGUACACAUACCAACCUGUUUGGAAAUCUGUUUGAUGAGUAGAUAAGAAAAUAAGUCAGGGAGACAAAGGGGCUGAGAGAGAGUCUGCUAAGCUUGAGGAUAACUGGGUUACUUUGGUCAGGAUCUGGCUUGGAGAAAGCGAAUGUAACAAGAGGCCGUGUUUGCUCCCAUUCACCUCUUUCCCAUCGCCCAAAGGAGACCCACAGAAAAAGCACCAGAAAAAGCUGGUAUAAAACCCCAAGCAUUGGGAGAAUCUCCUGGCUUCUUUGGUGUCUGGCUGGCCAAGCUUGGACAGAGAAGAUGGAGAACUAACUCUGCCCUUUGAGCCGACUUGGGUCCAUGUAAGCCAAAGCUUUUGAGGACUUGGUUCAUUUAAAGCACCUUUUAUCUCCUCGGCCUUUCCUGCCCCUAUACCUCGAUGCGACUCAGCAACCUGCCCUGGGUACGAUGAUGAGGACACAGAGUCACCUGUGCAUUUAGGGCCUUCAUCAAAUUAGUUGUCGGAGAGUUUGGCUAGAAGAAACCAAUGGAGACCGCGUGGAUUUAUAUCACAGUUAUGAGCAAUGGGCCAAGGGGACCGAAGGGAGAGAGGUGAUGCGGGCCUGAAUGGGUUUGAGCAUGUGUCUGACUGUUACAUCUGAAAUCUUAGCAGAAAGAGGUACGGUCACGUAUUCAGAUCCAGUCAGCAGAGGGACACGGCUAUUUCUCGCCUUGGACGGUCCAGCUAAGCGUGCUCACCAUCGAAGUUCAGUACAGUUGGGCCUCUAAAUCAGAGGUAACCUCCUCCUCCUCUCUCCCACCUCCCAGAUCGGUCGAGCAGGUGGCCAAUCAUGGUUCAUAUGAUGACCAGCAGUGGAGCAUCUAGGGCUGGAGCAUUGGAAGUUGACACCUCAGGUGCUCUUUCGUGGGAUUGCGGCCCCCUAUGUUGGUGGAGCCUAAAGAUUACUUACAACAGUCAUUCUGCUCAUCAGACAUGGAAACUGGGAGAUGGAGCAGGGGCCUCCACUGUGCUGGGCAAACAUAUGCUAACUAAUCUGUGUCCCUUUCUGCCAUAUUUCUGCAAUGCCAACUCCAGGGCCAUCCCACCGCCAUGAGUGUCACUCUAAGGCAGGAGGCCAACUGUUUAAUCUCUGGAUUAUCAUAGUCACCUCAAAUGUUUCCUGGCUCUGGCCCCAGACAACAGAUUUCCAAGCCUUUCCUCUUCUCCAGGCCCUGGUGCCCUGUUGCUUUUGUGAUAGUCUGUAGCGGGGCAGCAACGAGAAAGGAGAGAGGAGUUUAAGGAGGUCCACUAAGAGAGCAGAUUCCAAAUGCCAAUCGAACGUUGCCAAUUCUGUCUCCAUCGGAUCUGCUUCAGGAUCCUCCUGGCUAAAAAAUGACGAGUCCUUCUGUAAUAAUGUCUGUUAUGGCCUAAAAGAAAACAGGACCAACUCAGUACAGUCUCACAGAUGAAUGUAAGUGGAUUUGUCAGCUUCUCUGAGCUUCCACAGCCACACAGGUUGCUGCCAUGAACUGUAUUAUCCAAAGAGCGGCAUUAUAGAGUCCUUCCUUUUAAGAUGGUUCCAUUUUAAUCCAAAUGUAUGGAAGCAUUGUGCGGACUGACAUUCACCCAGGAGAAAGCCAGUGACGUCCUAGGUUCUUAUUUGUGGUUCAAACACGUGAUACAGUUAUAGCUGGGUAAAGUACCAAGAUACAUAGUCUUCCAAGCCAGAUUUCAAAACGAUGGCCUUUUGCAUUCUCAAGAUACUCACCUAGGAAGCUUAAUCUUUCUUCCUUCCUCCAUAUCAAAUUAGGGUGCGUCUCAUUGAAGGUAACACUAUCCCCCAUUUCAUGUCCAGAAGUGAAACUCCAAAUUCGGUAUCCGACAGGAUGAGGAAAUGGUCAGAUGUGACAUAGGGAGGUGACCAUCUGACUUUUCAUUUUAUUGUGGUGUAGUUACCCUGCUGGGGAUGCAAAGCAAGGUCUCUAUUUAGAUCUAGCAUCAUUCCCAUGGACACUAUUCAUGAUGUUAUAAAUUCUCGUUCUGUCGUUCUGAUUAUAAGUUGUCAAGGAAAUGAAUGCUCACCAGAGGUCUGCCACAGUCUUGGUAGCUCAGUGAGACUUGAACUUACAUGAUACUCUAUUGGUUGGGUGAAAGAGGGAUUCUAGAGCUUCUGUGAUACUUUACUAGUGAGGAGAGAAUCUAGAGCCUCUGUGAUAGUCUACUAAGUUGAAAGAGAGGGAAAUCUAGAACUUCUGUGAUACUCUACUAGUUGGGGGAGAGUGAGUCUAGAGCUUCUGUGAUACUCUACUGAGGAGAAAUGAGUAUGGGAAGGUGAAAAACUAAGUUCAGUAAGAACUGUUCCUCUUCUGGUAGACUAAAUAAUCUCCAUCCCAAAAGGAUGGUGAGAACCCAAAUUCCAGAACAUGUUUUUAUCCAAAAAAGUGACUUCUCCUAAAGCCUCUGCCAACUCUUGCCUCCCAAUGAAUAAGUUACAUUCCUAAAGGGCUUUUUAGGGUUCACUGCUCUAAGGAGCAUAUUUCACCUUUCUCUCUUGACCUUCACCCAGUCCCCAUUUUUAAGAGUUAGGCUACAGUAUUCCAUAUCCGUCUGGAUUUUGGAAUAAAUCUUUUAACAUAAAAUGGCAUUUUACUACAGCCCUGAAACUUUGUCUGUUUUAGUUUUGGUAUUUGCUAAGUGCUUCUUACGUACCAAGAGCUGGAGUAAAUAGAAGAUAAUUGGAUUGAAUAGUCUCAGUCCCAGUCGAGACUUAUAGUCUCAGGGGCAGGGAAAACAGAUAUCUUUAUCUCCACUUUACAGUUGAGGAAACUGAGGCCCUGGCAGGGUUAAGUGACUUGCCCAAGGACCUCUAGCAGGCAAGGGCUGAAAUGGAAUUUGAACUCAGGUCUCCUGAGUCCUGGAUCCCUGGUCUUUCCACUCGGUCAUGGCUGUUCCUUGCUUCUCUGUCCAUAGCACGAGCUGGAACCCAGAGAAAGCAUUUCAGCACUUAGUACAAUGCUCUGCAUACAGUAAGCACUUAAUAAAUACAAUUGAAUCAAUUUCAGAAAGAUUGGAGGUUCGGGAUUAGCAGAGCUCAUAGUGUCCCCAUUUGUUUGGUCAUCCCUAGUUUUUAUUAGUUUAUUAAUCUCCUUUUCCACAAUCUCAACACUGAAGACUAGAGAAGUUCCCAGUGUUGGUUGAAUGGUGCAGUGUAUUUUCAGCAUGUGUAUACAAUCCCAGGCCUCUUAACUGUGCUUGUCUCAACAGGGUGCACGAUGCAGCAUGGAUCGUGUGUGCAUUGGCUGUUAUAUUACUGGAAUGAGCUGUGUGCAUACAGUACACGCACUCUACAUGAAGUAACGGACGUGUACAGUGUGUAUCCCUAUCAGUGUAUGCAUCGAUAAACUGUACACCCGAUCUAUGUAAUAUGGCAUAUAUUGCAUAAGAAGAUGUGUCGAUCUGCUUUCCGAAUAGCAGAGGUAGAUGUUUGUGCUCCCAUUUAUUCACGAGAUAUAGUAUUUUUUUUAACAGAGAAGAAUCAAGCAAAUAAGGCCAAAACCAUACCUAUAUGAAACUGUUUUAUAAUCUCAAAUAGCAUGGCACUGAUUUUCAUUAUCUCUUAGAAAAAAAAGAAUAAAUCUACUGCUGAUCUAGACUGAUGUGACAAUAGCAUUUUGUGCUUGUGUGUCCCCUCCUACUCCACGGUAACAUUCGUUCCGGCUAAACUGUCCAUCUAACGGCACCGAUCUUCACCGAUCUUGCGCUUGUGGCUUGUUGGUGGGGAAUCCAGUCCAGUCUUCAAGUUCCUCGCUACCCUCCUCGGCUUUGGGGGUCACAGAGCGUGAAGAGGAAAGUGAUUUGGCGAAGACUGUUCAAAGGAUAAUGGCAGAGGAGAUGAAAAGGAAAAUGUUUUGCAGGGGGUCCUUCUGCAAACAGGGUUCAAAGGCCAGGGAUACCACUCCAGGGUUCAGCUGGAGGCCGCUGGGUCGCGUGAUUCAACAUCAAUCAAUAUGAGCCCUCACUGCUCGGGCUAGGUCCCAGAGCAGAGCACUACGUCCCGCUUACCCCUUCCCCAAGGGUUGAAGAUCACACCGUUGUGUUCCUCUCUUUCCUAUCGUUCUGCCGAGAACUGGCAAGGCCGCUUCAGAGUAGCUGUUGGCGCAGCUGGGACAUCAGGACGAUGGAACAUCAGCAGCUUCCGGGGCAAUGGGACUAUGACUUCCCUGCUUCCCAUCCCGGAAGGAGUCUGCUUCCUGACAGAUUCUGUUCCCUCCUGGCUCCCCGAGCUGUAAGUCAAACGAAGGGUGAACAUUUCUACACCAGAUGAUGGACUUGGUCGCUGGGGAUCAGCUGUGGCUUUGGAGUCUAAAAAACACACUGGACAUUGUAUGGAUUUCUGAAUCACACUUUUCUCCAUCACCUUACACAGACACACAACACACAUGCACACACACACAUGCUCACUUUUGUAUCCAUUACUGACCAUCAAAAAUAUAUCAACUAAUAUUCUUCAACAUUCUUGAGGUAAAAACCAGGCAUCCCCCCAACUCCCUGUGACUUUUCAAGAAAGGUUUGGAGAGGCCGAUUUUAGUGUCUGGUCUCUGACAGGAUUUCAGGUUUUAGGUGCUCUGACCUUAAGUUGGGUGAUGAUUGUCUGUCAGCAGACUGUUUGCUGUGCUCCUUGCUGGUUCUAAAAAGGGCCCCUGUCCAACCCUAACACUUUGAACAGUGUUCUGCUCAGAGUAGGUGCUCAUUAGGUACAGAUAAAUACAGGUGAGGAGGAUGACAAAGUUCCUGCAGUUUCUGCCAGAGUCUCCCUUGCUACAAGGAAGGGGCACUGGCAGAAUCCAGUUUCACAGGUAAUGAUUUUGGUCUUUAGUACAAAUACACACAGGCAUGAACCAGAAGCAGAGUAGCCUAGUGGAGUCAGAGGCUCUGGGUUCUCAUCUCAUC
Tachyglossus aculeatus (Australian echidna) is the source of this 6884-nucleotide messenger RNA. RefSeq names its product cholinergic receptor muscarinic 2 (gene CHRM2). The transcript has 2 exons. Gene Ontology annotation, cellular component: dendrite; synapse; plasma membrane. Lineage: Eukaryota; Metazoa; Chordata; Mammalia; Monotremata; Tachyglossidae. Gene Ontology annotation, biological process: chemical synaptic transmission; regulation of smooth muscle contraction; adenylate cyclase-inhibiting G protein-coupled acetylcholine receptor signaling pathway. The record is from RefSeq and is a predicted model, not a curated record. The coding region runs from base 119 to 1525 and encodes 468 amino acids. Gene Ontology annotation, molecular function: G protein-coupled serotonin receptor activity; G protein-coupled acetylcholine receptor activity.